AUGAUGCCUGAAGCUGCAGAUUUUGAUGAAGCUCAAAGCCGUUGGGAACAAACAGUAAGACUACUAAAACACCCGGAAGACAUUAGCAUGAUAAUCGAUGAAGAGUCCAAGCCCAUGAUUCAAAGGGUUCCAGGAAAUUUGAGAGGACGGGUAGAGUUGGAAAAGUUCUACUUGCCCAACCUCAUUUCAAUCGGUCCAAUUCAUUUUUUAAAACCUUACGUGAAGCGAGGUGAGUUAUACAAGGUCGUGUGGACAGCAAUGUAUCUCAACAACACCAAUCAAACCUACGAUUAUUUAUGUGAAAUAAUUCGUAAUUCAUUUCACGAACAUCUUGCGGGCUUGUUCACAGAAGAAUGUUGGAAAUAUGAUGAUGCCCACGACUUACGGCGCUCCCUGCACGUGGAAGAAAUGUUGGUAGUGGAUGGAUGUUCAGUGCUUCACGUGUUGGACAAAUCUGUGGAUUCUGAUUAUCCAGAUAAAGAACUCAAGGUUAACGUUGACCAGCUUGUGCGGGUGCAUCAUGAUCUGCUCCUCUUGGAGAACCAAAUUCCUUACCAAGUGCUCAAGCUGUUAUGCAACGACAAAUCGAGGCGAAAGAGAUGCAUGCACAAUUUCCUUUUGGUGCAUGGUAUUGGGCAGGCAUCGAAAAGAAAUGGUGGAGAAAUGUCACAAGAGCACUAUAUAACAGUCCAAGAGAAUGAACAAGACGAAGAGGAACCAGUUCAUCUUUUAGACUAUUUAAGGAGGGCCCUUUUGAGAAGGGACCGAAACCAAGUGAAUAAGGAAAUAAAGAUGAAGCAAAAAUGCCUGCACCUUAGAAAAUACAGGAUCGGGACCGUACGUGAGCUCAAGGUAGCAGGGAUUCGAAUAACUAAAUGUUCCAAUUCUUUCAGCCCCUGCUUCAUUGAUGGAAAACUACAACUUCCUGAUAUCGUUGUGGAUGGUUCAACAGCUCUUAUUAGCUUGAACCUUAUAGCGUAUGAGAUGUGCCCGGACUUUGGGAAUAACUUUGAGAUCACCUCACUCAUAGUGUUUCUAAGCUCUCUCAUUGAGCAACCAGAGGACGUGAAGGAGCUAAGGCGUGCGGGUGUACUUUGUAACCAACUUGCCAGUGAUAAAGAGGUGGCGGAUCUGUUUAACAGGAUGGAUGUGCUGGUGGUGCCCGAGACUGCUACAUUUGCUCUCAUCAGAGACCACAUUGAAGCGCAUUGUAAGACCAAACGUCGCAAGAUCAAAGUCUUGCGUUGGAUGGGAGAGGCUUCCCAUAACUACUUUCGAUCACCUUGGACCAUUAUUGCCUUGUUGGCAGCCAUGCUUGGUCUUACUCUCACAUUUAUUCAAACCUGGUACACUAUCCGCUGUAAAGGUUCUUAA
Molecule: messenger RNA, 1374 nt
Organism: Abrus precatorius (Indian licorice)
Lineage: Eukaryota; Viridiplantae; Streptophyta; Magnoliopsida; Fabales; Fabaceae
Product: UPF0481 protein At3g47200-like
Exons: 1
Coding region: 1-1374 (457 amino acids)
Source: RefSeq, a predicted model, not a curated record